Exophiala spinifera is the source of this 1446-nucleotide messenger RNA. RefSeq lists its product as uncharacterized. The coding region runs from base 1 to 1446 and encodes 481 amino acids. Lineage: Eukaryota; Fungi; Ascomycota; Eurotiomycetes; Chaetothyriales; Herpotrichiellaceae. The record is from RefSeq and is a predicted model, not a curated record. The transcript is spliced from 4 exons.
AUGUCCUCACGGCAACCGAAAUCCCGAAGCUCCGACGGAGAAAAAUGGUCGUCUGGGCGAAGAUUGACAAGUGCUCAACGCGAACGAAAGAGAGCGAUUGACCGCUUACGUGCAAAGGAGCGAAGAACCCAAGUUGCUGACCAUGUGGCUGGUCUCGAAUAUAGGGUUAGCCAACUCAGUGCCGAACUCGAAAGAGCCUACACAGGUGCCUCACAACAUGUUGAAAGUCCUGAAAAUAUCCACGAAGGAUUGUUAUUGCAGAAUGGCUGUGACUUUACGCAUUUUCAAGGUUCUGGGUACACCCCGAGUGAUAUAUCGACUUCUUUAUGCGUCAUACCAGCCACAGGAUGGGUACCGGCGGUUCUACCAGAUCCGUCCAACGUUGUUGAAUCCAGUCCAUACUCGAUGCAACCAGAGAUGAGUACAACAAUAUCUGCAAGCAAAUUACCCCCGCAAUCGAUCAGCGGGAGCUUACCAAAGACCAAGCUCGACGUAAACGCGGAGACUACCAGGGGCACUGAACAACUGACCGGGUGCAAACGGCGAGAAAAAGCACUUGCUGGUAAUGACUGCCAAAGCAUCUUCAACGACGCCGUAACCAUGGCGCGUGGAUUAUCUAGCACCACUGUGUGCGGAGAUCCCAGCUUAAACCAAGAUGUUUUAGUGAGAGGCGUCCUCUUUGGCUGGGAGAUUGCUACGACGGCAUCCCCAAACCAGUGGCGUUGCCCACUGUUGCAGAUUUUGCAACUCCUGGACAGACGGAUCUUUCACUUGAGCGGCACCAUCACCAGACUAUGCGCGUUACGAAUGAUCCACUUGUUACUUCUGUGUCUUGUUAAAGCUGCCUCAUACGAGACCCUUCCGCCAUGGUAUCGCCCACGGCCCUCACAGUAUUAUCUCUCACACGCUUUGGCGAUAGAUGUCCUGCCAUGGCCAGGUCUACGAGAACGUGCCGUGCUUUGCCAGAAAUUAACGCAAACGAACAAGUUCUGGACUGAAGUGAUCUACUUAUUCCGGUUCAGCUGGCCAUACACCGUCCGUGAUGUGUUGAGUCUCAAUUCAGACACUGGGCUGUACGAGUUUUCGGGCAUGUUCAACAACUAUCUGUACGAGAUUCAAAGGUGGAGGAUGGACUUGAAGUUUUUCGAGAGCUUUCCCGAGACCUACGACGACAUCAUCCCUGCAGAGGUGAUUGAACGGCCUCUUCACUUAGCCAGUUCCGAGAAGGUUUCCGCGUGUUGGGACGCACCCCGCGGGGCUCUUCUUCUGCCUUUACCGCAAGAUAUUCAUGAGGAAGACGUCGACUCAGAGUGGCUCGACGGAUUCUGCUCACGGUCAUGCAUGGGCAACUGGGAAGCAGGGUGUUGGAAACAGCUAAUCAUGGGCCAUUCGAAACCUAUUAAUAUCAACAUAGACGAUGAACCUCAGGCUUGUCUAGUCAACUGA